Mytilus trossulus (common blue mussel) is the source of this 4668-nucleotide messenger RNA. RefSeq lists its product as uncharacterized. NCBI's taxonomy places the organism in Eukaryota, Metazoa, Mollusca, Bivalvia, Mytilida, Mytilidae. Gene Ontology annotation, cellular component: CD40 receptor complex; external side of plasma membrane. The transcript is spliced from 10 exons. Gene Ontology annotation, biological process: positive regulation of endothelial cell apoptotic process; positive regulation of angiogenesis; positive regulation of interleukin-12 production. The coding region runs from base 730 to 2223 and encodes 497 amino acids. Gene Ontology annotation, molecular function: antigen binding. The record is from RefSeq and is a predicted model, not a curated record.
UACUGAAAAAAAUCUCCAAUCGUUCAAUAUUUAUUUACACUUCUAAACAUUGUACUUAUGGAUGAAUUAUUUGCAAGCUUAUUGUUAAUCGACUUUGUGAUAUGAUAUAACAUUUAUUAACACUUCGAUUACACGUUAUUUAUACAUGGUUUGUAUUGUUUUGGAUUUUUUACAAGCAUUCCACAACUGCCACACAUCCUACCUGUCGCAUUGUUCUAUGCCUGUUUUGGAAGUUGUCAUAUUUUAAAUGCCAGCAUAGACCGUCAUUGUCAUAACGAAAUACAUCUGAAUCACGACAACUUUAGUCAGGAGGUUUUUAAAGCAGACUUUCGACUUUAUUUUGUAUGUGAGAAUUUGUUAUCUGAGACAAUUGUGAAAUUUGGUAAUAGUUUUCAAUUUCAGAAGAUUUUAAACGUGAUUGCUUGAACCUUUUUUUAAACAGCAUUUAUUCGUCACUUUUGGAUUUAAAGGACACGCAGGACCCUCCUCUUUUUCAAAUGACAAGAAACAUAUGACAUAUAGUGUCUCCUUUCAGCCUCAAAUUUGACAAAGUUCGGAUAACAGAAAUACAAAGAGCAUCUCAGCUUUCGUGUGUGCCGCCAUUUUGAAAAUCAAUACGUGCUAGUAUCAAAUGCAAUGUAUUGAUACAAUAAAAAUCUGAAGUUAUAAAAACAACAACAGAUGUAAAAAUACUUUUUUUGUCUUAAUCUGUGAUCGGAGAACCGUGAAAUGUUAGGCAGUGGCUGUUCCAGCUUGGGUUGUGAUCCGGAUAGUACUGUCCCGUUUGGUCCAUCCAUAGGUGGCGUACAUUCAGCAGAAUGCAAAGCCGACUUGACAGAAUGCUCCCCUGGCCACGAAAUGGUCAAAUGCAAGGGAACAGAAUUGAAAUACUACUGUCAGCAAUGCAGUGACACGACUUUCCAACCGAAUGCCAACAGAUAUGGAGACCGGUGUCGGUUGAGAAAAGCCUGUUACAACCAGUUCAUGCGAUACAGAGAUUAUGGCAGCACGACACGUGAUGCAAUGUGUAAAUGUGAACCUGGCUACCAUUUUGAAUCAACCGAUCAACGAGCAUGCGUACAAAACAAUUACUGUGAUAGAGGUUAUGGACAAACAGAUUAUGGUUCCUGUGAGCGUUGUGUAGUAGGCAGUACAUAUUCAAAUAAAAAAGACAAACUCCAGAGGUGUAAGACAGUUACAAACUGUGAGAAAGAUAAAAGAUGUACAAUAAAACGUAGCAAUGGAACUGGUGAUAACGUCUGUAGUACAUACAGAGUCAAAAAUCCGUCUAAAGACUGUACAAAUCCACCGCCUGUACACGAAAGAAAUGCACAAAAUGGUGGACUAUCUGAAGGCGCCAUUGCUGGAAUUGUUUUAGGCGUCCUGGCGAUCAUUGUAAUUGUCGUCCUCCUGUUCCUAUUUCUUUUGAGUAGGCGUCGAAAAGCACGUGCUAAGAAUGACCAGAUUGAUCUAGAUCAUUUGGAACGGUUAUUAUCACAGAUUGUGGAAAGAUCUGCAAAAGAAGAACCAUAUCGUAGAAAAGUGUUGACAGCUUCCAUGAGAGAAAUAGAGGAUAACAUUAACAAACAGAUAUGGUCGUUACCACAAGAAUUAUUCCGGAAUCAUACUCGAGAUGCUAAAUAUGAACUAGUUGUGGAACAAUAUAAAGACAAAGAUCACAAAUAUGCCAUCAAUGGUUACAUGCAGGAUUGGCGGGAAUGGCGAGAGGAAGCUGGUGAUGCUGUUGAAGAACUGUUUGCCUGCUUGAAAAAGGUCAAACGGGAGGACAUCAUUUAUAAAAUAUGUAGCAAAUUUAGAGAAGCUUAUCCUGAAGUUGUGAUUGAUGCAGAAACCCAACUAGAAAAUGGUGUAGUUAGCAGACGCUCAAAGCGUCAAAAUAAGGAAGGAGUAAUGGAUGUUUUGUUUCCUUGUUGCUCAGCACAGGAUAAGUACGAAACCGAGGAAAAUGAACAAGUUAAAUUCAUGCUUGAUGAUUCGAAAGAUGCCGCGGCACCACCACAAACACUUGAAUUUGAACCAAAUGAAAAGGGCAAUAACUCUAAUGAUUCUAAUGACAAUGGCGCCUUGACGCCACAGGAAGCUGGAGAUGUAUAUCGUGGACAUCCAACACCAAGUGCUCCUGUACUGGAUGAUUCAGGCAACAUUCACAUUAUUAUACCAAUGAAUAGGUCCGUGUCAUAUCCUGUUCAAGCUAGUUCAUAACUGGUGCUACGACUGUUUCUAUUGGUUAAAGGUUAAUGUGCUAAUAUCUAUAGCGUGUUCUAAAGCUUUUGUGCUUGAACUUUAGGGUUAAUAUCAGUUCAAGCAUGAUUCCUUGCCUCUUUACAUGUGUUCAUGAGAUCAGAAUUGAUACUAAAAGCGGCAUUAAUCUGUAAAAUGAUUAGAAUGAACUUAAUAAUGAAGAUCGAUUUCACAUUUGCAUAAAAGACAUUGGCCAAGGGACCAAACGCAAAAUUAUACAAUGUUUAUUGUAAGCUACAAGAGACAUAGUUUUUGAUAAUGUUUAUAUUAACUUUUGCAUGAAAUGCAAAUUUUAUGUUGUAAAUUUGACACCGUUUCAUCAACAAACGGAAAACAAUUCAAGAAAGACAACUCAAUCUCAAACUAACAUUGAAGUAAUAAUUUGUAUGACAGAAAUAUCAGUGAAUGAACAAAGACAAGAAUUCCUGAAUUCAUUGAACAUUGGAUGUGAGUUGUGAUAUUUGAAUCCUUUUCAAAAAAGGGUUUAAUGCCUGUUACUUUAAUUAAAGUGCUUUUAUUUUUGUUUUGUAACAUAGGAUUUAAUCUUUUAUGAAUGAUUGUAAUGUGUAGAAGAAAAAAUAAACGUUUUUGUGUAAAACUAUAUAUACAUAUAUAUAUACUUGUGAAUAAAUGAUAUGUCUAACAAUUAUGAGGGGCAUGUAGUCAAUGGUUAUAACGAUUCAUAUUUACUAUUUGCUUUAUAACAUGUAUUACUUAUUAUCAGAUAAUUACAAUCGUAGACUUAUUUUUAACAGCUUUUAAAACAAGCAUACCAGUAUUCACAUUCAUCUUUUGUUUUUUAAGUGUUUUUCAAAACAUUAUUAAAAAUUCAAAACUUACCCACAAAUUGAUCACAACGCACUUCAAAAAAGAAAUGAGAUUUAAUACUAAAGUGGAAAAAGUUAUAUUUUGAUGAUUAUUUUAGACAAGAAGUAAUGUGCAGUUUAUUUCUGGUUCAUAAAAAUCAAUCAAAAAAAUAUAAUAGAAUUCAAUAUUGGGGAACUAUUUAAUAAAACAAAAUAAGAUAUAGAAACACUAUGAGGAAUGGGUAUUGUUUGGCUAUUGGUCACUUUUGGUUAAAUUUGAAAGUAAUUUCAUAAAACAUAUGUGUUGAAGGCAAUACCUUGACCUAUAAUUGAUUACUUUUAUAUUGUUAUUUGAAUGGAGAGUUGUCUCAUUGGCACUCAUACCAAAUCUUCCUAUACCUAUAUAUCAAUAUAGAUACUUACAACCUAUGUGUUGCUCAAAUUGUUUCAUGAAUAAGAAUAACUAUUAAUAUGAUAUAUAAGUUGUUUAUAUAUAUAAGAUUUCAUAUUCUGAAAUUUUGUAAGGCGAGCCAUGAACACGUAAAGUAUAUUCUUAUAGAUAAUGUAUGUCACAAAGAUUAUCAUAUGAUACAUCCAUACCAGCAUUUACAAAUUAAAACUGCUAAGAGAACAAAACCCGUUGUUUUAUUAUUUCUAUCUAAAAUUAACAAGAAAUUAUAGUUUUAUGCAAACGAAAUAAAAAGAAAUAGAUUAACCCUGAUAUUGAUACUGUUUGAUAUUUAAACAAAUAUAUUUCUACAUGUAUUAUUUUUUUUAAUUGAUUUUUGCUGAAAUUUUAACUAAAAGAAAUUAAAAAAAGGAGAUUGUCGAUUCAAUCAUUUGUUACUUGUUUGCUUCUUUGCGUAUAAGUCUAACAACAUUAAUAUAUUAUAUAUGUAUAAUGUAAAUGUCCUUUUUUGUGCAGUUGUUUAAAAGGUUUACCAGAAAUAAUCUUUCUCCUAGAAAAAAAGUGGUCAAAUUAUAAUUUAAAUAUUUUUCAUGUUUAUUCAUCAUAUCAGAUGUUAACCAAAUGUAAUGUAUCAUAUAUAUGGUAUCUUUUUUCAAUUCAUUUUUAUUUUAUUGUUGCAUUUACUAAAUGUUCAUUAUUACUUUCACAUAAUUUUGGUUGUAACUGAAUUAAAUAAAAAUUGCAUUGCAUUUACUAGCAAAAAAUAUGUUCUUUACAUUUCUUUUGUUUUAAAAUUUCAUUAUAAAAGAAGACAAAAAUAUUUGCAAUAUUUCAUAUCACAUCAUCAAAACAAAAUGUGCAGUAUAUAUAUUUAAAGUUAAAAGCAAUUAAAUCUCCAUAAACAUUGAAUUUGUCCACUUAUUUCAUACUAACCAUCUUAUUUUUUACAAAUAUCUGAAGACAGCAUAAUUAUAAAAAAAAAAAUGCAAUAUUCAAUAUCUGUCAGAAUAGAUAUUAUGAUUAGUACUGUUAAUUAUUCAAAAUGUCAAGUCCCUUUUUCUCAUUUGAAAUCCUUAUUUUCUGUGUAUACAUGUUAUAAGUUCGAUUAAAUGUAUUUGUCAUAAUUUACUUGCUAUCUUAAUUAAAUUGCAAUGUCAUCUACAUUUAGCUAAUAAAACUAUUUUGUUAUAA